AUGACGCGGAAAAUGUGGGGCUUAAUUCCUGUGUUGGACUGCUCUCAGCUGCUGAGACUCUGCCCUUCGCAGUGCAAACCCUCCGUCCGCCCCAUCACGACCCCCGAGCCCCGGGUUGACUCUCCUCAUCACACCAUGUCGGACGAAGCUUUUGUGACGCUGGCCACAAACGACAGCUACGCCAAAGGAGCGAUGGUUCUCGGCCAGUCACUACGAAACCACAACACAACCAGGAAGCUGGUCGCUCUCGUAGGACCUCAUGUUGCAGAUCCUUGCAGAGAUGCACUACGCUCCAUUUUUGAUGAGGUGUGUGUGGUGGAUGUUAUGGACUCGGGUGACGCAGCUCAUUUAGCCCUGAUGAAACGUCCAGACCUGGGAGUAACGUUCACUAAACUGCACUGCUGGACUCUCACACGCUACAGCAAGUGUGUGUUCCUGGACGCAGACACACUGGUGCUCUCAAAUAUAGAUGAACUCUUUGAGAGAGAGGAACUAUCUGCAGCGCCGGAUCCUGGUUGGCCGGACUGUUUUAACUCAGGGGUUUUUGUCUUCAGACCGUCCAACGAGACGCACGAGAAGCUGCUCACAUUCUGCAGCGAAAACGGCAGCUUUGACGGUGGAGAUCAGGGGGUUCUCAACAGUUUCUUUAACACCUGGGCAACGGCAGAUAUUUCCAAACACCUUCCCUUCAUCUACAACCUCAGCAGUAUCGCCAUCUACUCCUACCUGCCAGCUUUCAAACAGUACGGCCACGACGCCAAGGUGGUGCACUUCCUAGGAAAGGUGAAGCCGUGGAGCUACUCUUACGACGCUCAGAGGGGCGAGGUCAAAGGUCAAUCUCUGUCCCCUGACCAGUGCCAUCUGCACCCCGACUACCUGCUCAUGUGGUGGCAGGUGUACGCCAAAUCUGUGCUGCCGUUACUACAGCAGGCCUACGGGGAGACUCCCUUCAGCAGCGGCUUUGUGGAGGCAAGCGAGGAGGGUAAGCUGCACCAGGAUGUGAGGGAGCAAUCGGUGCCCAUCGCUCCUCCUCCACAGAAGGUUUCCUCAGAGGAGAGGAAGCAGCGUUGGGAAGCAGGCCAGAUUGACUACAUGGGUGAAGACUCAUUCGCCAACAUUGAGCGAAAGCUUGACUCGUUUUUAAAGUAGCGGGCAAGUGAGGGAGCGUGACGGACAGAGAGAGCACCAGUUGAAGCUCUGUGUGGGCGGGGAUUGUAAGCACUGCUCAGCCAAUCACAGGGGCUUGAUUAGAAGGCGGCUGGAUGAACGCCUCUGUGCAACGUUCAGCCUCACUCUCCGCGUCCUGUCAGUGUGUGUGUGUGAAUGACAGGGAGUAGAAGUUUGACACAAUUCCUCGCACUCUUAUCAUUGAUGACAUUUUGGGAAAUACACUCAUUUACUUUCUUACAAAGCGUUAGAUGAGAAGAUUGAUACUGCUCACAUACCAUACAUCUGGCUAACUUAGCUUAGCAUAAAGACUGGGCUGCCUUAUACCAGGCAUACACGCAAAUGCUGAAGGCCUUACUGCCGUAGAAAAUGUAAACACACACCUUUUAACUAAAUGAUAGGAAAGAUAAACCGGGGUUUAGGAAUACAUAUAAAGAGGUUUAUUCAGUCAAAGAAUUCAGAGGGGAAAUUUGCAUAAUUUUCCCAAAAAGUGGAUAUGUCAAUAUUGGUAUCGGUUGUAGGCCAAAUGAGUUGUUUUAUGUGGGCACAUCAGCAAAAAAACCCAAUAUUGUGCAUCCCUAAUUAUUAUUAUUUUA
Messenger RNA from Plectropomus leopardus (leopard coralgrouper), 1763 nucleotides. RefSeq names its product glycogenin-1-like. The record is from RefSeq and is a predicted model, not a curated record. Gene Ontology annotation, molecular function: glycosyltransferase activity. NCBI's taxonomy places the organism in Eukaryota, Metazoa, Chordata, Actinopteri, Perciformes, Serranidae.